AUGAUACCCUUAACGAAUACUACUAUUGCUCAGUAUAAUGCAGAUGCUGGCCUUUUAGCUGAGUUUGAACAAUCUGCUAUUUCUGGUAAGUCAUUUAACUAUUCAAGAUCAGUUCCUUCUGCUCCACAAACUGUACCUGACGAGCAAAUAGCUGCUUGUCUUUCGAGAAUUCAAAGGGGUGGUCUUGUUCAAUCUUUUGGUUGUAUGCUUGCUAUUGAAGAACCCAAUUUUAAAAUCAUUGGCUACAGUGAAAAUUGCUUUCAAUUGUUGGGUUUGCAUUUGAAUAAUGAAUUUGCGUCCAAACAAGAUAAGGGUUUGAUUGGGAUUGAUGGAAGAACUCUAUUUACACAUCCUUCAGCAGCUUCAUUGGAGAAAGCUGCUGCUUCUAGGGAGAUGUCCUUUUUAAACCCAAUUUUGGUUUAUGCCAGGAAUAAUCAAAAGGCAUUUUAUGCUAUACUGCAUAGGAUUGAUGUGGGAAUUGUGAUUGAUUUGGAACCUGCAAGUUCAGGUGAUCCUACUCUAUCUUCCGCUAGUGCUUUGCAGUCGCAUAAACUAGCUGUGCGAGCGAUUUCUAGGCUGCAGUCACUCUUCGGUGGAGAUAUUGGUGUGCUGUGUGAUACUGUUGUAGAGGAUGUUCAGAAACUUACUGGCUAUGACAGGGUGAUGGUUUAUAAGUUCCAUGAUGAUGAUCAUGGUGAAAUUGUGUCAGAAAUCAGGAGGUCAGAUUUAGAACCUUACUUGGGUUUGCAUUAUCCUGCUACAGACAUACCUCAAGUAGUUCGUUUUUUGUUCAAGCAAAAUCGUGUUAGAAUGAUAUGUGAUUGCCUUUCCAAUCCAGUUAGGAUCAUUCAAAGUGAGGAAUUGAAGAGGCCUCUUUCUCUGGUCAAUUCAACCCUUCGAGCACCCUAUGGAUGCCACACACAGUACAUGGUUAAUAUGGGGUCCAUUGCUUCAUUGGUUAUGGCAGUUGUCAUAAAUGAUAAUGAUUCGACAAAGCUCUGGGGGCUAGUGGUGUGCCACCACACUUCACCCCGCUACAUCCCUUUCCCGCUCAGAUAUGCAUGUGAAUUCCUCAUACAGGCUUUUGGGCUACACCUCUACAUGGAGCUUCAAUUGGCAGCACAAUUGGUGGAGAAGAAUAUUCUUAAGACGCAAACUUUAUUAUGCGACAUGUUUCUCAGGGAUGCUCCAUUGGGUAUUGUGACUCAAACUCCUAGCAUUAUGGAUAUUGUUAAGUGUGAUGGAGCAGCACUAUACUACAAAGGAAAAUGUUGGUUGCUGGGUGUAACUCCAACUGAAUCACAGGUAAAAGACAUAGUAGAUUGGCUGCUCGACAAUCAUGGAGAUUCUACUGGGCUGAGUACUGAGAGCUUGACAGCUGCUGGAUGCCCAGGUGCUGCUUUACUUGAUGAUGCUGUUUGUGGCAUGGCUGCUGCCAGAAUCACUUCAAAAGAUUUCUUGUUCUGGUUCAGGUCUCACACUGCCAAGGAAGUCAAGUGGGGUGGAGCCAAGCAAUCCUCGGAAGAUAAGGAUGGUGGUGGGGAAAUGCAUCCAAGAUCGUCAUUUAAAGCUUUUCUGGAGGUGGUUAAAAGCAGAAGUCUGGUUUGGGAGGUUUCAGAAAUUAAUGCAAUUCACUCUUUACAGCUCAUAAUGAGAAAUUCAUUUCCGAAUAUAGAGGACAGCAGCUCGAAGCCAUUGGUUUAUUCACAGCAGACUGAUACUGAGAUGCAGGGGAUAAAUGAACUCAGAUCAGUGGCAUGUGAAAUGGUUAGGCUGAUUGAGACAGCAACAGCACCAAUUUUUGGGGUCGAUUCAGCUGGUCUCAUCAACGGAUGGAAUGUCAAAAUUGCUGAAUUGACUGGAUUACAAGCCAGUGAAGCAAUGGGAAAGUCUCUGGUUCAAGAAAUUGUCCAUGAGGAUUCACGCGGAGCUAGUGAAAAUCUUUUACACAAAGCUUUGCAAGGUGAGGAAGACAAAAAUGUUGAGUUAAAGCUAAGGAAAUUUGGACUUCAUCAGCAAAACUCAGUUGUAUAUAUUGUGGCCAAUGCCUGCUCAAGUAGGAACUACACAAAUGAUAUCGUAGGGGUGGGCUUUGUUGGUCAAGACAUCACAUUUGAGAAAGUUGCCAUGGAUAAAUUUAUCCGGUUGCAAGGGGACUACAAGGCCAUCAUACAAAGUCCUAAUCCACUAAUUCCACCAAUAUUUGCUUCUGAUGGAAAUGCAUGCUGUUGUGAAUGGAAUGCUUCCAUGGAAAAGCUGACAGGCAGGACAAGGCAGGAGGUCAUAGGCAAAAUGCUACCUGGAGAAAUUUUUGGAGAUCUAUGUCAACUGAAAGGUCAAGAUAGUCUAACAAAGUUUAAGACUCUAUUGUAUCAAGGAAUUAGUGGUCAAGACACAAAGAAGUUUCCAUUUGGCUUUUUUGAUCAGAAAGGGAAACUUGUGGAAGGGUUCUUAGCAGCAAACAAAAGGACUGAUUCAGAUGGGAAUAUAAUUGGCUGUUUCUGCUUCUUGCAGAUUGUGGAACCUGACCUGCAUCAGGCCUUAGAAGGGCCUAGGCAAGAGGACAUGGAAAGAUCUCAGAAACUUAAAGAGUUGGCUUACCUACGACAACAAAUGAAAAAUCCCUUGAGUGGUGUUCGACAUACCCACAAACUCCUUGAGGCUAUAACGACAUCAGAAAAGCAGAAGCAAGUCCUCAAAACAAGUUAUGCAUGUGAAAGACAGAUCAUGACCAUAAUCAAUGAUAUGGAUUUAGGAAGGAUAGAGGAGGGGUAA
Messenger RNA from Dovyalis caffra, 2775 nucleotides. Lineage: Eukaryota; Viridiplantae; Streptophyta; Magnoliopsida; Malpighiales; Salicaceae. The record is from the annotation of a GenBank genome assembly.